Molecule: messenger RNA, 801 nt
Organism: Sesamum indicum (sesame)
Lineage: Eukaryota; Viridiplantae; Streptophyta; Magnoliopsida; Lamiales; Pedaliaceae
Cellular component (GO): cytoplasm
Molecular function (GO): protein phosphatase inhibitor activity
Source: RefSeq, a predicted model, not a curated record
GGUUCGAAGGACAUGUAUGUCAUUUUAGCAUCACCCCUUCCUUCUGUAUUUUUAUUCAUUUUUCCACUGCUCGCGGAACAGUCUCUCUCCCUCUCUCAAACCAACGCACGCAAUCGAUCUAACAUAGAAACAUACUUGGAUUGUUUCUCCCAGUUAUUGUGGCAAGAAUAUGUCAGGCACUGAGGAAGUUAAAGAACAAACAGAAGUUGUUAUGGAGGACACUGAGAAGUCCUUGCCAUCGACAGAGCAAGAAGAGGAAGUUAUUAAGAAGAAAUAUGGAGGAAUAGUGCCCAAGAAACCACCUCUGAUUUCUAAGGAUCAUGAACGUGCCUAUUUUGACUCUGCUGAUUGGGCUUUGGGCAAGCAAGGUGGACAGAAGCCCAAAGGACCUCUUGAGGCUCUUCGGCCCAAGUUACAGCCAACACAACAACAAACACGGUACCGCAAAUCGCCUUAUGCACCAUCAGAAGGUGAAGAUGGAACUGCUGCACCAUCAGAAGACACAACUACAAAUGAAUGAGAAGCAGCCGUUGAUCCUUUGAUGAUGGGGAGUUUCUCCAACAUCACCUGCAAUCUAGUGAAAGUAAAUUACGGCUAUAAUAAAAUUUUAAAAGAUAUUGUAAUGCCUGUUUAGUGUUUAGAGAAAGAAUGCAACUACAUGUUGUACUUGCUGCUGUAAUCCCCUAGAUCAAGAUGUCUUUCCUGAUCUUUCCCUGUUGUAGACUAUUUUCCAGUCACCUAUGACUUUACUUAUAUUUAGGACACAAAACUCAUCAAUAUCAUCGACUUUUAUUGCUCUUA